CAUUUUGAAAAAUGUUUUGCAUAAGUGUGAUUGAUCACAUGAAAUGAUGGUGACCAAUGCAUUUGUCUUCUCAUCUUUCUCGUCAGAUGCGUCCUGCACUUCAAGUCAUGCUAAUUUCUUCUCAUAUGCAUGAGGGCUAUUUGCAUUGGCGCACACAUCAGACGUCGUCCGGAUUUGGGAUGGCCCUUUUGACCCCGUCGAGGAGUGGACAAAGUCAUCGGGUGCACUGCUGUGUAAGCAGUGAUAAGGCACUUCUUAAUGUGUUUGCACAGAAGCUGGAGUAAAAAGGGCCUCUGACGCAGAAGGGCCCACAGCCUGCCGCCGCCUCCACAAUGGAGACCCCAACGCCAAACACGGCCCCAAAUGUCACACCACGCCUGGACAUGGCAGGGAGGGAUGAGCGGCCUGAUUGGACGGUGUCAGUGUGGGUGUCUCGUUUUAAAAGGCCCGGUGGAUGUGGCGUGACGGUAGAGGAAGCGCGGCGUAAAAUACUGUAAAGUGCAACACACUUGACAAGCCUUCUCAUCUUAGAGGCGCAUCAGUGCAAAAGAGUGCGGCAGGUGUACGAUUUGCCAUUUUGAGACAGAAAAUUGAGAUUAAUUUAGCUCUCAUUCACAGCUGGACGGUCUCACCUUCAGGUCACUGAGAUGUAUAAGGUGGACAUGCUGAAACUAUUGACCACAGUUGCUCUGCUGACUGUCGCUUCGGUGUUGGAUGCUGCUCCGCUGAUGCCUGGAGAACCAGCUGAUGGAGAUCCACAGAGGAAUAUUGAGGAAAAUGCAGCACAAGUGACGAGGAUUUUCGAGAAGCUACUGAAGACCAGACCAAUGACGACAUUUCCAGCCAGAGAUGGAAAAACCGUAGUGAUGAAAGCAUUAGACGAAAUAAUCACAGUGACAACUAUCCCAAAUAUCAGAGACAAAACCUUAGACACGGGUGUCAAUAAUCCAUUAAAGACACUAACACUUCUUUCUGAUGGACACGAGGAGAUUCGUGAUGGAUCUCUGAGCAUUGACCGCACAAACAGUUCACCCGAUUCCCGGCGGCAAACAGAGAAGAACAGACUGUUCAGACUGUCAAAGCUGAUUGAUUCAAACGAGCACGGCGACGCUCCAUCAGCAGCCGAACAAUCAGAUCCGGCCGCUCGAGAGGAGCUGGUGAAGAUGCUGAGUGCACUUGAAGAGCUUCACAAGUUAAUGAACAGCACACUGAGCCAUCGAAUCACCUUCAUAACCAGAGGAAAUAGCAACGGACGAAGUACUGGGAAGAAGAACAAAAUGACAGUUACAGAUGGAAACCUGAAAUCCACCACAGCGACCUCUAUAGACGGCGGUGGGAUUUCACCGAAGGCCAGCACUGACCAAAUGGAUCCCAAACUCAACGGAAAAGCCUUUAAACAGUCUCUUCCAUCAGCUAAGAAAACCAACAAGCGAGUGUGCUUCUGGAAGUACUGCUCUCAGAACUGAGAUGAGCAGC
Sinocyclocheilus anshuiensis is the source of this 1476-nucleotide messenger RNA. RefSeq lists its product as uncharacterized. Gene Ontology annotation, cellular component: extracellular region. NCBI's taxonomy places the organism in Eukaryota, Metazoa, Chordata, Actinopteri, Cypriniformes, Cyprinidae. Gene Ontology annotation, biological process: blood vessel diameter maintenance; regulation of blood pressure. The coding region runs from base 648 to 1466 and encodes 272 amino acids. The transcript has 5 exons. Gene Ontology annotation, molecular function: hormone activity. The record is from RefSeq and is a predicted model, not a curated record.